AAGUCUGUCUGCUGUUUUAUGUGUGAGCACCCAGCACUGUUCAUUAUAACCAUAGGGUUAUAACCGGUUACUAUAAACUGGGUAGUUUGUGUCAUGGAUGCUGAUUGGCUAAAACACCAGUACAGCAGUGUGUACAUCAGACAAUAUACCAAGGUAUUAUGCAAAAAUCCUUGUUUACUGUUCUAUUUAUGUUUGUAACCAGUUUAUAAUAGCAAUAAGACACCUCUGGGGUUUGUGGUAUAUGGCCAAUAUACCACGGCUAAGGGCUGUAUCCAGGCACUCGCUUCCUGUCAUGCUAAGAGCAGCCCUUAUGCUGCAUUCAUAACCAAGUGGGAAGGUGGUAAUUACCUAAAUAUCAGUUGGAUAUAUUCACGUACAUUGAACUCAUUGAGAAAUACCGAUUGGCUAAUGUACAACAAGCUGCGUCAACCAUAAACUAGAAGUACAGAUAACAUGCUUGUAAACAAAUUACUGUUCAAAAACCAUAUAUUUCCCACUAGUAAUUACCAGUUCAAAUGGAUUUUGGAUUUUUCCCAGUCGUAUGUGGUAAAUACCACCUUCCCACUUGGUUAUGGACGAAAGGUUGCUGAUUUGAAUCCCGGAGCAGACGAGGUCAAAACCUGUCGCUGUGCCCUUGAGAAAGGCACUUGACCCCAAUUGCUCCUGGGGCGCUGGACAAUGGUGACCCUGGCCUUGAUCCCACUCCUUGCAGGUAUCUCUGGGAGUUGGAAUAUGCAAAAAACACAUCUCCAUUACACACUUCUACAAGUGUGUAACAGGACAAAUGUAAGCACCCCCCCUCGCCCCAAAUUAGCUGUGGUAUAUUUAAGUGAUAAGGCACGAGGGGGUGUGGUAUAUGGCCAAUACACCACGGCUAAGGGCUGUUCUUAUGCACGACGCAUUGUGGAAUUAUAAACUGUCAAUCAGCAUUCAGGGCUGGAACCAUACAGUUUAUAAUGGCCAAUGUAACCCCUCGACUUAAUACUUAAUUAUAGAACUGACUCAAGUCAGUGUCCAACCCUCUCUCCAUCUUUCUCUGACUCCUCUCGCCCACGUCUGCAUUGCGUAACCCAGACAACAGUUUCUGAUAACAAAAAAAGAACUACACUUCCCAGACUUUUUAUCCGUAGAACCGAGGACAGCUACGGGUCCCUGGAUGGGACUGACAGACAGGCACAUCUGGCGAGAAACGAGAGAGGCGAGAUUGCACUGUGUGUGAGAGAGAGACAGAGAGAGAAAGGGGGAUAUCGCGGAGAGAUAAAAACGGAAGAAAUAUUUUGUUAUUUUCUUCCAUUUCUCCUAGGAACGUCUGUUCCACGCCUUGUCUGCCACGGGAUCGUUACCGCGGGGUUUGAGGAGUGUUCGCGUUCUUGCGUGCAGAAGGGGAUAUACGCCCCCCCCCCCCCCCGUCAAUUUCCCCUUCUCUUCUUUAUAUUUUACCUUCCUCCGUUUCCAGUGUUCUGCUGUCGAUGUAGACCAGCUUUUUUUUGAGAAACGGUUUUCUGUGGUGGAGCCCUGCACGCAUACAGACAGAUGCGCGCGAAGCACGGAGAGGAGACAGACAACGACGUUAACGGUAGGAAUGAACGGAAAAUGCUGUGCGCCAGCAGUGGCAGCUGUGAUAUUACCGAGAACUCAGUGAUCCGCACGACGAGAGAAGAGAAGCCCCGCUGCAGCAACGAGCCUCUCCCGGUCCCCAACCCUUCAGGAUAUAGGUCUGUGACUUCAGAGGAACACACAUAAACACAGACAAACAGAGAGAGGGACAGAGCUCCCUAACCUCUCCGAAGAGGAUCACUGGGGCCCAACACUGACACUCUCACUUUGACAUUAUCAUCGCUGUCGCCCUGGGUGGAUGAGCCGCCUGUCUGGACGCCUGCGGUCGGGGGGAGGGGGGAGGGGGGGGUGUGACGGCAGGGCCGUAGUGGAGGAGCAGGGGUGCGAGGGGUCGCGGGUGGCGUUUGAGGGGGAAAGGGCUGUAGGGGUACAGGAGGAGGUCACAGUGGAACCCAGCGCUGAGGCUGGAGCUCAGGAGACCCUUGAACUUUUACCCUCCCCCUCACCCCCCUCCCUGUCUAACGGUCUUCACCUGCACAGGAGGCCUGUCCUUGGUACACGCAGACGGAGGCAGACAGAGACACACACACUCAACAACGCUCCAACACACACACCUGGACAGACCUUCAUAGGCAUGCAGACACACAAGGACAUCCAAAUGCAGACACCCGCAGAGACGUGCAUGGACACUCACACACACACAAGUGCUCACAGACAAAUGGAUGCUCACACACACUUGGACUCUGCUGGUCCAGAGCAGCCCAGAACUGAUUCAUCACCAGAGACACACACCAGAUCACCUCAGCGACAGGUCCUCCUGCCUCUCAAUCAUUCAGCCUGCACCAAUCAGCAAGCUGCUUUCUCUCCUUGCAGCCCCGCUCCUUCACACUCUGCAAACAGAGACAUGCCCCCAGCCAUUAGCCCUGCCCCUAAUAUUAGUUCAACACCUCUAGAUCUCUCUAAACCCUCAAGAGUUACUGGUCCAAAUCCUCCAGGCCUUUCUCCUAUCGGUCCAGCCUGUCCAGACCUUUCUACUAUUGGUCCAGCCCCUGUAGACCCCUCCCCUGUACCUGUCGAAGGUGAGAGAAAGUAUGCACUUCGUAGCUCCGGUCGACCUCGCUUCCCCUGCCAGCUACGCAAGUCUUCCCGCAUCCGCCGAUGCACUGAGGAUGGAGAGAGGAGGGGAGGGAGGGAGAGCGAGAGGGAGGAGGAAGAGGAAGAGGAGAAAGAGAGGGUGAGUGUACAUGUGAAGGUAGAGCGCCACACAGUGGAGGAGUGUCUAUCUGCAGCCUUCAAGCCUGCAGCCUCCAAGCCUGCAGCCUCACCUGCACCAGUACCUGUAGCACCACUCCCCUCAACACACCCCUCAUCACGCCCCUCCUCUCACUCAGCCCCCCGGCCAUCGCCCAAACCCCAACAUAGAACUUCAACCAAACCCCAACCCAAAUCUUCAACCAAUGCCAAACCAAAAUCCCAACCCAGACCAUCGAUGAAAGCCUCGCCCAAACCUUUGCCCAGAUCAGCAACCAAUCCCAGACCAGCAACCAAUCCCUCGCCUCGUCCAUUGACCAAUACAGUGCCCCGGCCGGCAGUGAAGAAGGAGGAGCCUGGUGAACUAGAUCCCCUCACCAAACGGAAACGCCGGUUUGUUGGUGUGAGGCGUAUCGUGGUGAAGGUAGCUCGUAUCCCAGUCAACCUCAGUCGACGCCAGAAGAGCUACAAGAUUUCCUCCAUGGAGACAGUUGAGAAGGGCGGGGCAGGUUGUGAUGGCAGGUUGGACGGAGCCGAGGGGGGGACAGCGGUAGUCCGAGAGCCGACUGCGCUCCUCCGUAUGAAGAACAACGGGAAGAGUGUGAUGGUCAUGUUCCCGCCUGGAGAACUUCCUGUGAUCCUGAAACGUCGCCGUGGCCGACCUCCCAAACAGGUUGUACCUGGAACGCCGGAUAAAACCACCGGUGGGAAUGGCGAGCCCAAGAAACCUCGUCGGCGCCGGCGGGCCAAGCUCCCGUCUCCGCAACCGUCGUACGUGAACGACACCAACGACGUGAAGACGGAGUACGGAGACGUUCUGUCCAAACUGGCAUUCCUCAACCGCCAACCGCCGGCCACUGGCCGCUGCUCCCCACCACGCUGCUGGACACCCAGCGAACCGGACAGCUUUCACACACCGUCCGACAACCCUGGGAUCUCCGCCCUGCUCCACCGACUCACAGGGUUCAGACGCAGGGGAGGCAGGGGGGGAGGUGUUGGAGGCAGGGGAGGAGGAGCAGGGGGAGGAGCAGGAGGAGCCGGUGGAGAGGGCUUCAAGAGCUCCUUCAGUGACUUUUUUGAGACGAUCGGGAAGAAAAGGAAAGUGACCCCCGCUCUGUCAGAACCAGGGUUACUCAAGAAACGUGGGAAGGGUGGGGGAGGCAGGGGAGGAGGGGCUGCAGGUGGGGAGAUCGGGGUUGGGGGUGAGGGGGAAGCCGGUUAA
Oncorhynchus gorbuscha (pink salmon) is the source of this 4030-nucleotide messenger RNA. Its product is annotated as proteoglycan 4-like. The transcript is spliced from 3 exons. The record is from RefSeq and is a predicted model, not a curated record. The coding region runs from base 1856 to 4030 and encodes 724 amino acids. Lineage: Eukaryota; Metazoa; Chordata; Actinopteri; Salmoniformes; Salmonidae.